Prinia subflava (tawny-flanked prinia) is the source of this 2964-nucleotide messenger RNA. RefSeq names its product transmembrane protein 47 (gene TMEM47). The transcript is spliced from 3 exons. Gene Ontology annotation, cellular component: cell-cell junction; membrane. Lineage: Eukaryota; Metazoa; Chordata; Aves; Passeriformes; Cisticolidae. Gene Ontology annotation, biological process: cell-cell adhesion. Bases 273 to 818 code for a protein of 181 amino acids. The record is from RefSeq and is a predicted model, not a curated record.
GGCACGGGGAGGAGCGCGCCGGGCCGGGCCGGGCCGGGCGGCGCCGGAGGGCCGGGGGAGCUGCUGCACCUGAUACACCGGGGCGGGAGCGCGGCGGAGGAGGGCGGGAGGGAGCGGCGCUGCCGCCGCCUGCGAACGCCUCUCGCCGCCGUUAGACAGCGCUGGUCUCGCCGCUUCUCCCUCCGCCCGCCCCUUCUGCGCGGAGCUGGGCUCUCGCUCCUGUUCCCCUCGGGGCCGGCGGCAGCGCGUCCUCCUCGUCUCCCCUGGGCCCCAUGGCUUCGGCCGGCAGCGGCAUGGAGGAGGUGCGCGUCUCGGUGCUGACCCCGCUGAAGCUGGUGGGGCUGGUGUGCAUCUUUCUGGCGCUGUGCCUGGACCUGGGAGCCGUGCUGAGCCCCGCCUGGGUGACGGCGGACCACCAGUACUACCUGUCCCUCUGGGAGUCCUGCCGCAAGCCCGGCAACUUGGACAGCUGGCUCUGCGAGUCGACGCUGCACAGCGACUGGCAGAUAGCUACUCUGGCUCUGCUGCUGGGUGGUGCUGCCAUUAUUCUCAUAGCUUUCCUGGUGGGGCUGAUCUCCAUCUGCGUGGGAUCUCGGAGGCGCUUCUACAGACCAGUUGCAGUCAUGCUCUUUGCUGCAGUUGUUCUCCAGGUGUGCAGCUUAGUCCUUUACCCAAUCAAGUUCAUCGAAACGGUCAGCUUGAAAAUAUACCAUGAAUUCAACUGGGGCUAUGGCCUGGCAUGGGGUGCAACUAUAUUUUCAUUUGGGGGUGCCAUUCUUUAUUGCCUGAACCCUAAGAACUAUGAAGACUAUUACUAGAAUCAUUUAAUGAAAAGAAAAAUUUAAAAAAGGAUUACCCCAUCUUUUCUAGCUCACAGUUUUUUUAGAACACUUGUGGAGCACCAAACAGUCUGCUCUGUUGAUAAAAUAGCCUUUGCCUUUUGGGUGUGAACACUGUAACCAGCUUUUACAACCAUUUAGAAGAACUGCAAACACUAGGAUUGCUGAUCUUACAUAGGCAGAUGCUGCAAGCUGCUGAUACAUAAACUUCAUUUUUCCUCACCACAAGCAAAAGGAUCUACGUGACAGCGAUCGUUGUGAGAAAACUAGUUGGAAUGAGAAUGCAAUGCCAGCAUCUGCUAUUGCCUUCAGGGGAGCAGCUGGUAUGGGCUCCAUUUAGAAGUUUCCCUGUAUCAUAGAGGAUUCAGAUGUCUGAUAAGCAGGCGAUGGCAUCUUGUACAAUAGGCUGAGUUGGCCCCUUGUUACUUGCUCAAAAGCGCUCUUAAGGACUUACUUGCAAGGGACUGUGUUGAGGGCAGUGAAUGUAACUGGUUAAUGACUUGUCUAAUAUCUGCAUUCAGCAGUCUGCUGGGAGAAUAAUUUAAAAAAAGAGAAACCCAAACAAGCCACCAACCCACACAGGCUUUCAUGAAUUAGUAAUCGACAUCACCGUGCCAGCUGUAGCAGAUUGUUGAAGGAGGUCCAAACCCAGAGACGUGUGCUUCUGACUGUGUAGUUGGAAGUUGUCUCAGCUCUCAGUGUUUUGCUGGAGGGGUGAAGAUAAAGGGGAAUGGAAAAAGACCUGUUUUGUCUCUGAGACAUCUAAAAUGUAUGAAUGAAUUGCAGUUGUCCUGAGUACCCAUUUAACCUGCAAACAUUGUCAUGAAAAGAAUGCAUAUGGAACAAGUUCAGUUAUAUUUUUGAAAGGCAUUUGUUAUGAAUAUAUAUAUAAUGCAAAUAUAUAUGCAGGGGGAGAGAAAUGAUUCAUCUUCAAAUUGUAAUAUGAGCUGUGAUGCAGUGGUUAAAAUACUAACUUUGUGCACAUUCUUGAAAAUCUUGGAUUGGUGCCCCCAAUUUUGAUUGGUGUUACAAAAUAAACACACAAUGGUUUGUCUUCUGUAUAUGCCCUUGUACAGACUCUGUGUUAUGGGAAAUGCUUAAAAGUUCACGUCAAGUUAAGGUAGAACUGGACAAAAACAACUUCUUGCUAUUCCAUGUGUAAUAUAAUACAUGCUAAAAAUUCUUUUCUAAGGAUGUUGCAAAUUUUAAAACUGCCAUUUUUUAAAAAUCUGGUUAGGUUUUGAGUAUCCUUGAUCAUCAAGAAUAAAGCUGAGACCCCAUCAUGUCCAUAUUAAAAGAUUACUACUUCAGGAGGUAAUCUCUUGUUUUUAAAAGAUGAGUUUCUAAUGGACUUUUUGAUGAUUAUGUACAUCUGAUUACUCCUUGCUUACUAUGUUUCCCACUUAAAACAUCCAGAGACUGUACUCGUGAAAUGAAACCCAAGAUAAAAUAGGGAGAACCUUCACAUGAAUUUAAUCCGCAUCACUUUUAUUUUUGUUUACAAUUUGCUUAUUUGGAUAUUUUCACUUACUUAUAAGCAUAUUUUUAUACAAUUGUGAUCUUUAGAAAUAACUAUUUUUUUUAAUGGAGAAAUUUAAAAUAUAUUCUUGGUGGUCCUCUGCACAAGCAGAUGUGCUGGGGUUGCACAUCCACUGUACACAAAUGGUUUUGCUGGUUCCAUGGGAAAGGCUCCUGAAUUACAGGGCUUUAAGAUGCCACCUCUUGUGUUGCUGCUGGGCCAACACCUGCAGAGUGCUGGGGGUCUGCAGUGAGCAGGGGACCACGGGGCUGCCUUCAGGAGGUCACUGUGCAGGUACUGCUGGCUUGUGGAGAUAGUUUAUAGAACUCUGGGGUGCUUCGGAGUUCAGUCCUUACACCGUGGCGGAAUAUUCCGAUUCGGCGGCCUUUGCAGAACCAGCAGUGAUUAAUUAGAUUAGAUGGAGCAAAAGGACAGCUUGACGAGGAGGGGACUGCCUGGCAAUGCCUGGAGAACAAAAGGGAUGGGAGGAGAACCUGUAUCCAGUUAUUUCGCAGGCACCAAGAGAGCAUUUGUAACUCUGCUUCAUUUCCUGGGACUGACUUAAGGCGGAUAUCUGGUAUAUAGUAAACUCAGUAAAUUCCUGAA